CAAUUAAAUCUAUAGCGGAGGUAAUUAGGACAGAUAUUGUAAUGUCAGGCUUCAUGUGUUUCUUUGCUUCCAAUGGUUAAAAAAAGGCUGUCAUUCAAUGUUUGUUGACAUUAUCUGCACACCUUUACGACUGCCUGCGGCACUGAAGCAGGCUUGUUAAACCAGAUCCAGCCAGUUUUCACCUGGCCAAUCCUGUUUUUGUAGCGUCUAUUGUUGUGGACGAUUGAAGACCUACGACCCAAUAAUCAGGACAGAUUAUCUCAAUAUAAAAGUCCUUUAUAGUAAUGUACCAGCUUUUCUGUUGAUGUCACACAGACUUGUGUGCAUUAUGAUCGGUGUUUUUUCUUGAUCUUGGUGGUGGGGGCGUGUCUCAUAUGUUCCGUUUUUUUCUGUUUUCUGUGGAAUUUUUGUGCGUGCAUAACUGUAACUUCAAAAUUAAAAAAAGCAAAAACAAAAUGCAAUACUUCAUAAUACUUAGUAGCUAUUCAGUUGCAAUUUCCUAUUCACAAAGGACAAGUACAAAUACAUUACUGGGGUUUUCAUUAGUGCAAAAACACUUGAACCUAGGGUUCCGUAAGAAGCAUGGGAUCUUUCAGAUGUAGAAACAAGGCACGCCGAAACUUAAGGUUUCUAUCUAAAUCAUAAUUAGCAUCUCAUUACAUUGUGAUAUUGUAAUUACGUGUCCACACAACGUGCCGUUUGUGAAGUCAAGUUGGGGGUGGGGUGGGGGUUGGCCAUGUUUUUUUUAGACGGCUCUUAUGCAAAGAAACAAUACAAUGUACAAAGUUCACUUUCCUUGUCACAGUCACAGGUACCGGUAGUGCAUGGCGCGGUGAACACGUUCUCCACUGUCGGCGGGCGGUCUGCUCGUACUGUGUACUCUCUAGUUAGUGCUUUCUUACGCACUCUCACUUUUCUCGAUGCUUAAGAAAGCAGAGAGCAGAUUGAGAGGAAGGAAUUGUGAAAAAAUGCCUUCAAUCGGGCUGUGUUGAACAGCGGGUGAAGAACAAACCUCCAGGUAGACACAUAAUGACUGUGUUGGCUCGUGUUUUUAACGCCUUUUCACUCGUUAUGUGCGUCUACAAAGUGGUGCGGUCACUUUCGCUCGACAUCAACUUCGAUGAUGAUCGUCGUCCAAGCAGGGCUUUUUUCCUUCGGAAUUUUUUCGUCGGAAAAAUGUUUCUGUUUCCCGCCUGGAGAAAGAUAUUAACGCAAAACGCAAAUUACAUGACGGCCGCCAGGAUCGGCGCAAUGUUCUCUGUACAGUAUACUUUACAUGCUCUGUAUGGUGUUUCCUCACACAAGCUUUUCGCCCGUGUAAGAAAACAACAGACAUUACAGAGCAGAUGAACUUGGAAGAAGCCAGCAGCUGAUGGAGGUAGGACCUGAUGGUGUGGGUCACUAGCGGAAUAUGACAAAGAAAACUGUAUAUAUAUACACGGUACAGUAUGAAUAAUACAAAUGCCUGCUCCUAUGGCGACCAUGCUUCUCCGUCCUGUACUUGAUGACAACAUUCCUGCAAAGAACACCAGACACUGAAUGGAAGCAAGCAAGGCAAACAAACAAAAGGACAGGAAUACAGACGGACAGACUAACAAUUAGUAACAUUACAAACAAACUUUCUUGUAGGAUAUCCGAAGGCAUAGAAAGCAGCACCGACCCCGAGUCUGCGACCAUGGCUGCAUUGAAGUUAAUGACAGUCAACCAAUUGGUCUAUUUCACGGUGAAUUCCUUUAGAAUGAAUGUUUUUCGCCACUCCUUCGCUAUGUAACGUAAGCUAGCCAAGGAGUCAGCAGCCAGGCAAAGGGAGUCAAGCGGGCACCGGGGGAAUGAAACACACUCACUCCUCUGCCAGCUUUUGACACUACUAGUAUCUUAUGCUAUCGUAGGAUCUGCUUGGAGAUUAGUGUCUACGCAUUUUACAUUCCAAGGAAAUACUGGGAGUUUUGGCCCCAAUUUUGCACGUCUCUUCGCUUGUUUUGUACGACUUUUAGCGUGACAAAACUGCACUUAGCAUGAGACGUUCAAACUAAAGCCAGAGCCUCACAUUUGCCUUGAGUCAAAAGAUGGCGUUUUUGUAAACAAUUUUUACCACGAUUCUUUGUGCGAUAUGAGCUCGGGACCACGUGGGUUUAGCAGACGGCCUUGAUGAUCCACCAAUCAGGACAGUCGACUGCAUCAUCCCAGACACGGAUGGACCAAUGGCAGGCCGCGGUGCCUUUGCGCGCGAAACGCUUUGAAAUUCGCGCCAAGAAAUUUUUCGGCGGAUCCUCCAAGGACAAUAGAAAUUUUGAGAAAACAUCCCUUGCCGGCGAUCUGCAAUAAAUCUACGAAAGGAACAGCAUCGUGAAACAAGAGACCUCAAUGUCGAGACCGGCUUUGCUUACCUCAGCUGUAACUUUUGGACACCUACGGCGAAGUUUUCCAGUCCGCCCACGAGCCUUUGCGAGCACCAGUUCGAAGGACGGACGUGCCGAAGUCCAAGGCUCAGGGCGACGUCCUAUAAAUUACCUCAGCCACAGGACAGCAACCACUGUUCACAUCCCUGACAAACUCAGGACAGACGACAUGCCGGCACAGGUCAUCAGCGGGAAGGAAAUCUCGGCGGGCAUUCGUGCCAAGCUGCGGGAAGAGGUACAGAAGAUGCAGGAGGAGGUGCCGGGCUACAGGCCGGGACUGGCCGUGGUGCAGGUGGGAAACGAUGAGGCCUCUAACGUGUACAUCAGGAUGAAGAUGAAGGCAGCUGAGGAGGCUGGCAUGAAUGGGAGACAUAUCAAGAUGCCACAGGAUACAACACAGAAUGAGUUGGUAACCCAGAUUAACCAGUUGAAUGCCGACCCGGGGGUGCACGGCAUGAUCAUACAGCUGCCGCUGGACACCACGCAGCCAAUCGACUCCCACCUCGUACUCAACACCAUUGACCCGGCCAAGGAUGUGGAUGGUCUCCAUGACGUGAAUUCAGCAAAGCUUGCUCGAGGAAACCUGUCUGACUGUUUCGUCCCCUGCACGCCGAGGGGUUGUCUGGAGCUCAUCAAGUCUACGGGAACCGAUGUGGACGGGAAGAAUGCAGUGGUGGUUGGGCGUAGUAAGAUCGUUGGCGCACCAAUGUCAGAAUUACUGACAUGGAAUCAUGCUACAGUGACUGUGUGCCACUCCCACACUAAGAACCUGGACCAGGUGUGUCGUGAGGCAGACAUCCUGGUCGUGGCGAUCGGAAGGGCACAGAUGGUCAAGGGCAGCUGGAUCAAACCGGGCGCCGUGGUCAUUGACUGCGGCAUCAACUCCAUACCAGAUGCAACCAAGAAAAGUGGGAAGCGGCUGGUUGGUGAUGUGGAUUAUCCCGAAGCCUUGGAGGUGGCCUCUGCUGUCACCCCUGUCCCGGGCGGGGUCGGACCCAUGACUGUAGCCAUGCUCAUGCAGAACACGGUAGAGAACGCACAGAAAGCCCUGCAGAAGUAUAAGGCAAGUGUGUGGAACAUCAGCUACCUCCCCCUGCGACUUAAGACUCCCGUCCCGAGUGACAUAGAAGUCGCCACAGCCCAGACUCCCAAGAACGUUGACGACCUGGCGCGGGAAAUUGGGCUGCAGCCUCACGAGGUCGAUCUGUACGGGAAGAAAAAGGCCAAAGUUUCGCUCUCCGUUCUGGAGAGGCUCAAGGAUGUUCCAAAUGGAAAAUAUGUCGUGGUGACAGGGAUCACGCCCACUCCCCUGGGUGAGGGGAAGAGCACCACCACUAUAGGCUUGACGCAGGCUCUUGGAGCUCACCUGAAGAAGAACGUGUUUGCGUGCGUCAGGCAGCCUUCUCAGGGCCCUACCUUCGGCAUCAAAGGGACUGGUGAAGACGAUCACCAUGGAGACGGUGACCAUGGUGAUCAGCCACACCCACUAGAUCGGUCAGGAGGGGGCGCUGCAGGCGGUGGUUACUCUCAGGUCAUCCCCAUGGAUGAGUUCAACCUACACCUGACAGGUGACAUCCAUGCCAUCACAGCAGCGAACAACCUCCUGGCAGCCGCCAUUGACACCAGGAUAUUCCAUGAGUCCACACAGACUGACAAGGCGCUGUAUGGACGCCUGGUCCCCACCAAAGAUGGUGCGAGGAAGUUCUCCCCAAUCCAGAUGAGGCGUCUUGAGAAGUUGGGCAUCACCAAGACCAACCCAGAUGAUCUUACGGAGGAGGAGGUCGCAGAUUUCGCCCGGCUGGACAUCGACAAGUCCACCAUCACCUGGCAGCGAGUGAUGGACACGAACGACCGCUACCUGAGGAAAAUCACCAUCGGGCAGUCUCCUACUGAGAAGGGCAUCACUAGGGAGACAAACUUUGACAUCACAGUGGCGAGUGAGAUCAUGGCGGUCCUGGCCCUGACGACCAGUCUGGCCGACAUGCGGGAGCGGCUGGGCCGCAUGGUGGUGGCCAGCGACACGAAGGGCCGCCCCGUCACCGCUGACGACCUGGGGCUUGGAGGAGCCCUGACUGUCCUGAUGAAGGAUGCCAUCCGACCUAACCUCAUGCAGAAUUUGGAAGGCACGCCAGUGUUUGUGCACGCUGGUCCGUUCGCCAACAUUGCCCAUGGCAACUCCUCUAUCCUCGCAGACAAAAUUGCACUCAAGCUGGUCGGACCCAACGGGUUCGUAGUGACGGAGGCAGGUUUCGGAGCAGACAUCGGGAUGGAGAAGUUCUUUGACAUCAAGUGCCGCUACUCCGGCCUGGUCCCCCACGUGGUGGUCCUGGUCGCCACUGUCCGAGCACUGAAGAUGCACGGGGGUGGGCCAAAGGUCACGGCAGGGGCACCGCUGCCCAGAGAGUACAAGGAGGAGAACAUUGGCCUGGUGGAGGCCGGCUGCAGUAACCUGAGGAAACAGAUCGAGAAUGCUCUGCACUUCGGCAUCCCCGUGGUUGUCGCAAUAAACGGCUUUGCGACCGACACUGAAUCUGAGAUGCAGGCCGUUAUCAAGAAGGCAAAGGAGUUUGGAGCCUUUGAUGCUGUGAUCUGCUCCCACUGGGCUAACGGUGGGGCGGGGGCCACAGACCUGGCCCAGGCCGUGGAGCGGGCCAGCCAGCAGUCCAGUGACUUCCACUUCCUCUACGAUGUCAAGCUGCCGUUGGAAGAAAAGAUCGAAGCCAUCGCCAAGAAAAUCUACGGUGCUGACGGGAUUGAGCUAUCAGAGCAGGCUCAGGCAGCGAUUAACCGCUACAAGAGCCAGGGGUUCAAUGACCUCCCCAUCUGCAUGGCGAAGACCCACCUGUCCCUGUCCCACGACCCGGAGAGGAAGGGCGCUCCAACGGGCUUCACGCUGCCCAUCCGAGACGUGCGUGCCAGCGUGGGGGCCGGCUUCAUCUACCCUCUUGUUGGGACGAUGAGCACCAUGCCAGGAUUACCCACAAGACCAUGCUUCUACGACAUCGACCUUGACCCUGACACAGAGGAGGUCAAGGGCCUCUUCUAGUCUGAUGUGCCUGGGCCAAUCUGAUUGGUUCUGCUAAUACAUGCAUUUCAUCUGGCUUCCAAUACUUCAUGCAUUUUUGCCUGAGUUACACUACAACCUAGGAUAGAGCACAAUGUUUGUAAUUAGAUAAGUCAAGCUGAUGUUCAGUUUUGUCUGGAUGUGUCAAAGUGAUGUAUUUUGUGGACAAAAUAUGCAAGAUUUCUUAAUAUUGUGUUUGCUCAUGAUAUGUUAUGAUUAUGCUAACAAUGCAAUACGGAUUCAUAACUUUUGCCUUUACAUGCAAUGCCGUUACAUCCAGGGAUCAAAUUAUCCGACCUCAUAGAGAUGUUAAAGUAUAGAAUUUUGAAUUCUAUAUGUGCAAACAGUACCUUGGGUCCAAUUGAGAACCUACAGUUGUGAGUACAAUGUACAUGUUGUAUGUGGCAUGUUUAGGGGUAGGGGUGUGUAUUCACUAGACAUGAUGAUAGCUAUCAGGCCAGAACAACUGCCUGCACUUAUAAGCUUGCAGAAAUGGAGAUCCUGUAAAGAUUAUCAAGAUUGAGGUUUGAAAUGUUUUGCUUGAAAACAAUGCAGACAUAAAAAGUAGGAUAUGCAAUGUUAGUGUACUGGUUUCUACAGUAUGGUUGUUUUGCAGUUAGUUAAAUUGUUUGAAUGCAUUUGGAUCAUGACAACAAUACAUGGAAUUUUAAGGAAUGAAGGAAAGUAUUGUCACCAUGAGUGUAACAUUAUCAGCAUACUAAGUAAAAGAGUGAAUCUGUGGACCAAAUUACAUGCAUAUUAACUGCCUGGAUUUUGCAUGUCUAAAUAAUACAACUAUCUACUUUGGGAUCA
Messenger RNA from Branchiostoma floridae (Florida lancelet), 6276 nucleotides. RefSeq names its product C-1-tetrahydrofolate synthase, cytoplasmic-like. Bases 2365 to 5445 code for a protein of 1026 amino acids. The transcript has 26 exons. Gene Ontology annotation, biological process: tetrahydrofolate interconversion. NCBI's taxonomy places the organism in Eukaryota, Metazoa, Chordata, Leptocardii, Amphioxiformes, Branchiostomatidae. The record is from RefSeq and is a predicted model, not a curated record. Gene Ontology annotation, cellular component: cytosol. Gene Ontology annotation, molecular function: methenyltetrahydrofolate cyclohydrolase activity; ATP binding; methylenetetrahydrofolate dehydrogenase (NADP+) activity.